Molecule: messenger RNA, 2577 nt
Organism: Emericellopsis atlantica
Lineage: Eukaryota; Fungi; Ascomycota; Sordariomycetes; Hypocreales; Bionectriaceae
Exons: 2
Coding region: 406-2466 (686 amino acids)
Source: RefSeq, a predicted model, not a curated record
AGGGGAUCCGUUUUGUGCUAGACCCCAUUUGGAACUCUUGAGUUCCUCCCCAAAUGAUACAAGUAUGCGUAAUUACGCUGAACUCGCAAGGUGAAUUCAUUCAUAUUUCGUCGAAAGUCGAAAGACGCCAAAUAAGCUCACUCUUCAUGAAGAGCUGCCAAUGACGAGGACUCAACUGUAACUCAGAGCGUCUAGGGUAGGCAUGAAGUCUUCGGUGUGCUAGUACUGGUUGUCUAGGCAACCACCGCCUUGGCGGGAUGUCAAUCCAUAAACACGCAAUCAUGCCUCCGCGCUCUGAACCCCGGCCUGCUCAACGUGCCAACGCCAUCCGAGACCCUCCCGCAACUCUACCUUAUGCAAUUUGUCCCUUUUUAGAGGAUCAUCAAGCGCUAAAUAACAAUCCGCAUGCCAAUCGACCAGCCAGCCGUAAACAUGGAUGACGAGUCGAGCCAAGCAGGCUCACCGGUCGGCAGGCCUCUCCAGGCUAUCACCGCCAACGCGCAACAACGCGAUUCUCUCAGCACCGUCCACGAUAAGAUCAGCCAGUUCAACAGUAUGAGCAUUGCGAUGCAGUCUAAACAGCUCGAGCGCAAGACAGCCGACGCAGCCCUGAAACGCGCCAUGAUCGGGCGCGAGGAGGCCGAGGUGGAAUUGCGCAAAUGCAAGGAGGAGCUGAAAGCAUUGCGCAAGGCCGUCGACGAGGGCAAAGAGCGCGAGCGUAGGGUCGGCGAGAGACUGGAGACUGUCAUGGAGAACUAUGGCCGAGCGAAGGAGACACACGCACACACACAAGCUCUCUGGGAGAAGGAGAUUCGACGCGCAAGAAAAGAGACGUUUAAGACACAAUCUACACACGUCAAGUUACAGGAGGAGCUCAAGACAGCCCGCAGCGCGACCAAGACCCUCGAAGAGACCGUCGAGCGCGAAAAGAAGCGAAGUCACAUGCGGGAGCAGGAUGCCUUUGAAGCGCGCUACCAGAUGGUUGGCAUCCAGGAGAAGCUCGAGCAAGCCCUCGCGCUGAUUAAAGUCGUCGAGCAAGAGCGCGACGCGUACAAGACGGCGGCUAAGAACGAGGAAGUCGCGCGCAUCGCAGCCGAAGGCCGGAUUCCACUACCUGUAUCGCACGAUCCGCUCGACGAAUUCGCAUCACCAGCAAAGAAGACGCAAAUGAAAAAGAGGAAGCUCAGCGUCGAGCCAAGGUACUCUCUAUCAACAUGGGAGGUCGAAGCCACAUCGGCUGCGGAGUUGGAAAUCGAGGACCUGACGAGUCAGAUCCAAUGGGAGAGGCAACGCGCCGACCGAGCGCAGGAGAUGAUUGAUUUCCUGCGGGCGGAGUGCGAGAUGAAGUUCUGUGCCUGCGGCAGAGCCCGAGCGCAGAUCAGCCGGGACUCGUCCGCUUAUCAACUUUUGAAGGCCUCUGAUCGCCACAGCGAGACAGCGGAGGAGCCCAUGUCUGAGGGCACGGAGGAGCAGCUCUCCAACCACCCAGAUGAAACCCCGAGUGAGCACAUGUCAGAAGCAGAAGACGAUGCGACGGAGCGGCCUCUACAAACUAUGCAACAAGAAUUCUCGAGCGACAACAUCCCGAUGCCACCGCUUACACCCAGCCCACCACGACCCGCCGCACUUCAGCCUUCUCCCGAGCUAGCCCCCGUAACGUCCAAAAAGGGCCCACGCCUGAGCACAGUCUUCUGCCCCAACGAAGGUGUCUUUCGAACGGUCUCGGAGCAGGACGCCAGUCUGCUUGAAGCACAGGAAGAGGCGCAGGUUAUCGUCGAAGAUGUGGAGCCUCAGAAGGCAGAUCCAUCGCCCUACGAGCAUGAGGAGGAAGAGACGGAGGAGUUGCCAACGCCUGUUGAGCCCGAAACCGAAUUGGACUACACGUCGUCAGCCCGCCUGUACGCACGCACCCCAUCUGUCGAGCCCCCGUCGUUCGCUAUGCUGGGUCAGCAGCGCACCUCGUUGCUUUCUUUGCUUAACGCUCCACAUGGGGCCAACCGGGGUCAAACAAUGCCACAUGUCCCCAUGGUGGAAGAUCCCGCUGAGACGGCAGAACGCCAGGACGAGGAACAGCUAGAGGAGGACGAGGAGGCGCAAGGACCAAACUUCGAGCCCCCGCCUCGUGCGUCGCUUGAAACACGGCCUCAUACUUCGACAGCCCUUUACGGCACUGUCACAACGACAGUCCCUCUCCGAAAUGAGGACGAACAGCGCGAGUCAUCCAUGUCCUUCAACGAGAAACUGCGCACGCCCUCCAGCGGCAGCACAGCCAGUUUCGACACAACAAACCCAGCGCUCACGCCCACAAUGUCCCGUGAGCAAGCGCUCGCCAAGAUCCGCGAGAGGCGAGGUCGUGCCCGCAGUGCGCAGAACGGAGCAGCCCCGGCUAGCAGGAAUGCCAGCCAGGGGAAGGAAAGGAGGGAUUUGAGCGCGCCAACGAACAAGGUUGGCAGCAAAUCGAGAUGAGGUUGACGAAUCAGCUGUUGGAUUUCAGGCAUUCAGCAAGGUGUUUUGCACAAAAAAAUGGCGUUCUGGAUGAUUCAGGGGAUUACUUCCAUGUUACUUGGAGUUUGAGUG